Molecule: messenger RNA, 1194 nt
Organism: Lathyrus oleraceus (garden pea)
Lineage: Eukaryota; Viridiplantae; Streptophyta; Magnoliopsida; Fabales; Fabaceae
Product: E3 ubiquitin-protein ligase RDUF2-like
Exons: 1
Coding region: 1-1194 (397 amino acids)
Biological process (GO): protein ubiquitination
Cellular component (GO): cytoplasm
Molecular function (GO): ubiquitin protein ligase activity
Source: RefSeq, a predicted model, not a curated record
AUGUCUUCACAUUGGUGUCACAGGUGCAACAAAUUCGUUAGGGUAUGGAGGCUAGGGAUGCCAAUAUGUUCCGAUUGCGACAGUGGAUUCGUCGAAGAGCUUGAACAUCAAGCCCAUUCUCUUCAUGCAGACGCUGUUCGUCCGAGGAGGUUACCUAUGACGGCGGCCAUGUACAUGAUCGGCCACCAUAAUAACAAUUCAAAUCAAAACCAAAAUCAAAAUCAAAACCCCCGUCGACGUUACUGCAGAAACAAUGUUAACGGUGGUGAUAUUUCUACGUUUAACCCGAUCGUUAUGAUACGCAGCGGUGGAACCUCCGAGGGGACGAGCCGCGAGGGUGAAGAGAAUCGCAGGUAUGAGCUUUUCUACGAAGAUGGCCCCGGUUCUGGUCUCCGGCCAUUGCCUCCAAGGAUGUCAGAGACUCUUCUUGGGCCUGGAUUUGAAAGGGUGAUGGGACAACUCUCUAAUGUCGAAGCUAAUCGGAACGGGAACGAGACGAAUAACCGGAAACCAUUACCGGCGUCAAAAUCAACGGUAGAAUCGUUACCGUCUAUCGAAAUAAAUAACAACCAUGUUGAGAUAGAAUCACAAUGUGCUGUUUGCAAAGAUCAUUUCGAACUCGGAGCUGUAGCAAGAGAAAUGCCAUGCAAACAUAUAUACCAUAACGAAUGCAUACUUCCAUGGCUCGAGAUUCGUAAUUCUUGUCCUAUUUGUCGCCAUGAACUCCCUUGUGAAUCACCACAAAGCAACAAUAAUGAACAAGACAAUGUUGGAUUGACAAUAUGGAGGCUACCGGGAGGAGGAUUCGCUGUCGGAAGAUUUACCGGCGGAAGUCGAGAGAAUAACGAGGGAGAGCUUCCUAUUGUUUACACAGAAUUGGAUGGUGGGUUUAAUAAUGUUGGUGAACCAAGGAGAAUUUCAUGGUCGAUGAGUACUUCAAAUGGAGGAGGGAGGGGAAGAAGUAAUAUAGGGGGUGGAUUUCGUAGAAUGUUGAACAAUCUGUUUGGAUGUUUGGGAGGUGGUGAUGGAAGUAGUAAUGAACAAGGUUCAAUUUCUACAACAAGAGAGUUUUCUGAAACUAUGACUACAAGGAAUAACAAUAAUAGUAAUGCAUCUCGUACCAAUCUGAAUUCUUCUUCACGUGCUCGUAGAACUUGGUCUAUGGAUGUAAAUGGUGGAAUUAGACCAUGGUAA